This is a messenger RNA of Rasamsonia emersonii CBS 393.64, 2367 nucleotides long. RefSeq lists its product as uncharacterized. Gene Ontology annotation, cellular component: plasma membrane. The record is from RefSeq and is a predicted model, not a curated record. The transcript has 3 exons. Gene Ontology annotation, biological process: actin cortical patch localization. The coding region runs from base 1 to 2367 and encodes 788 amino acids. NCBI's taxonomy places the organism in Eukaryota, Fungi, Ascomycota, Eurotiomycetes, Eurotiales, Trichocomaceae.
AUGUCGACGACGCUGCCCUACCGAACGGCCUCGAAUAAUAACCUCCAGCAUGAGAGAAACCCUUCGCUCGGGUCGUAUGCGACCUCCGGCCCGCCGCGUUCGGCCAGCAACGGACUGUCCCAAUUGUCCCCUGAAUCGUCUUUCGUGAGAAGAUCUCCGAGCCAUGCGCGACAUCUAGCAAAAUCAGGCCGACCACGACGAUACAAGUCCCAAUAUCCCCGCAAUUCCCCCGAGCGCCAUGUCGAGUAUAUCCUGGUGGCCUCCUUUCACAUUGACCGGGGGCCCAUCAUGGAGCAUCAGUAUCCUGUCCCCAUCAGUGGCGACGAAAGCAUGCUGGCAGAACUGAUGCUGCCGGACCAGACCCAUGUCCGGAGGCGCGAAAAAGAAGCGAAAAAAAAACGAAGGGCGGAGCGCGAGGACGGAGAUUAUGACGACGAUGACGAGCAGGAAGAGAACUCCGACACAGGGACGGGUGACGACGAGAGCAGUGACGAGGAGGAAGAGGGCGGGGAAGGCCCGCCCCUGAUGUACGUGUUGAAUCUGGUCAAUACGAAACAGGAUAAUACUGUUAGACGGUAUGUCUCCCUCCGUCUGGGCCUGCUGUGCGCGGCUGACGAGAACAGGGGUGCUGUUGUCAAAGCAAUGGCAAUAUGCACACGACAUUCAUUUCUUCAUAUAUAUAAACCAUUACUCCUGCUCGCCCUAGAGGACUAUUUCAAAUCGCCGUAUCCCGAAACGCUGGCCACGCUCUACAAUGCCGUGAACGCGAUGGACCUUUCGCUCAUGCCCCGACUGUCUUUGCUCGAGCGGAGCAUCCUGCAGGCCAGUGAUUCGAAAGACAUGUUUAUCGAGAAAUUCGAACGCAUGAUCGAACAGCGCCUCGAGGACGAAGGAGUCGAAAACACUGUCUCUUCACCUGGGGAAUCGCCACCAAAGCCGAAAUAUACACCACCGCGAGAUACCCAUGAGUUCGAGUCCAAGGUCAUCUACAACGACAUCCCCAUACCCGUCAAGGUUCCCACCGCGAUCUGGCCGGAGACCGUGGGCGAUUUCUCUUUGAUCAAGCUGAUCCAGACUUUCGCGGGUCCGCACCAGGCGUCGCCUCAACCUUUCGCGCUUCAUCCGCACCUCACGACGAGUGGGGCGUAUACUCAUCCGAUUAUCGUGCUCGUGAAUGCCAUGUUGACCCAGAAGCGCGUCGUAUUCCUCGGGCACAAUCGUCCCUCGGGCGAAGUAGCAGAGGCGGUCCUGGCGGCGUGUGCGCUGGCGUCGGGUGGGAUCCUGCGGGGGUUUACUCGGCAUGCAUUCCCCUAUACCGACUUGACCAAGAUCGACGAUCUUCUCAAGGUGCCUGGAUUCAUCGCGGGAGUGACGAACCCCACGUUUGCCAACCACCCCGAGUGGUGGGAUCUGCUUUGUGAUCUGCCCUCUGGUCGGAUGAAAAUCAGCAGCCACAUCGAGCCCGCGCCGGUCACGGAGGGAUUGCUGUACUUCCAGCAGCAGAAUAUCAACGUCACGGCGAACCAGAACGACAAAAAUAAUGCGCAUGCGGAUCCCACGGGCGACAACGCGUUUAUGGAGGACAUCAUGCGGAGCAUCACCCAGCGGCACGGGGAGGGGGCAAUCCGGGCGAAAUGGCGCGCCUACAUUCAGAAAUUCACCCGCAUCGCGGCUGCCUUCGAGGAGACGGUGUAUGGAGCGUCGGCGCUGUACAUCAUCGGGCCUGGCGAGGAACCUUCCUCCAGCCCCAGUGGUGCCAAACCCGACCCGUCGGAUCCGGCGUCCCUUCGGGGCCAUGGCUAUGUCUGGCCGGAUGAAGCGUCCAAAAUGCGGGAGCUGGCGGCAAGCGUGUCGCGCAUCGAAGGCUGGCGCAAUACGCGAUCUUACUAUGCCUUCAUUCAAGAUGUCGCCUCGUCGUACCACGCGUCGGGGCCGAUCAAGUCACUGGACCUGCAGCACCAUCACGACCGGUUACGAUCCCUGAAACUCUCCCACGAGGAGAGCGGAGCCAUCUACCUGGCCUUUUCGCAUGCGGUGCGGGAUUAUGCGGGCAUCUGCCAGUUGCUCACUGUCACGCCGGAAAGCCAGGCGGGGUUGUUUUAUAUCAGCCUGGGGCUCUUCCAUCCGGACGUGAACGUGCGCGAAGCGACCGUGGACCUGCUGGAGCGGAUCGCAAACCACGAGGCCGGGCGGCAUUUCUGGAACCAUCUCUCGCGGUUCGCCAAGUUGGCGUACUUCCGGGUGAAGCGCGAGAAGGAGGCCGUCACAAGUCCGGCGACCAGCCCGACGGGUUUCAGCGGACAAUCCAGCCAGCAGCAGAGCCUGGUGGGCGUGGCCCUGGGAGACGCAUCACACCGCAGGAGCUAG